AUGAUUAAAACCAGAACAAAACCUGUUUGUAAAACACACUUUAAUUUAUCAUCUAAACAAAUAAGCAAAUAUAGAAAAUAUAUAUUGAAUUUAGUUAAUAGAAAAUGGUUAAAAUAAACAGAUAAUGUUUCAACGGAUAAAUGUAAAAUCAAAUUCAUUGAAAAUAAAAUACAUCAUUUUGUUCCAACAGAUACAAUAAUAUAGAAAGUAAUUAAAUUUGAUUGUUAUCCAAAGAAAGGAAUACUAAAAUCUACAUGA
Molecule: messenger RNA, 258 nt
Organism: Paramecium pentaurelia
Lineage: Eukaryota; Ciliophora; Oligohymenophorea; Peniculida; Parameciidae
Source: the annotation of a GenBank genome assembly